Molecule: messenger RNA, 438 nt
Organism: Symbiodinium sp. CCMP2456
Lineage: Eukaryota; Dinophyceae; Suessiales; Symbiodiniaceae
Source: the annotation of a GenBank genome assembly
AUGGCGAGCCAGAGUCUCCAUGCAAGUGACAAGAUUCUCCGGGUGCAGAAGCUUGGGUUCGGCUCAACGAUCCGAUCGGCGCAAGGACGUUUCCUCCGCUACGGCUUGGUGGCUUGUGUGGUGGUGAUCCUCAGUGCCGGCAUGUGUGCAUCGCAGCCUUUGGGCAGCGACUUUGACUUGCAAGUGAUCGGGGGAUGGAUUGUUUCACUGGAGCGAAAAUACGUGGUCCGGGACCUACCGAAGGACGAUUGCAUAGUUGCUGCAGAUCCGCCACAGGCAAAUCGCACAUCUUCGGAAGCCCAGCUAGGCCGCGGCCACCCGUGGUUUGUGUGCGCAGGUGCUGAUCUUGGCCAACUCCAGCUGCCGCUAUGCUCUCAAAAGGAAGCUUUCAGGAACUCGUGGUUCAAGACACCCAACAGAGCAACAGCAGAUAUGUAG